Molecule: messenger RNA, 1583 nt
Organism: Drosophila eugracilis
Lineage: Eukaryota; Metazoa; Arthropoda; Insecta; Diptera; Drosophilidae
Gene: Hat1
Product: histone acetyltransferase type B catalytic subunit
Exons: 3
Coding region: 239-1453 (404 amino acids)
Biological process (GO): subtelomeric heterochromatin formation
Cellular component (GO): nucleus
Molecular function (GO): histone binding; histone H4 acetyltransferase activity
Source: RefSeq, a predicted model, not a curated record
CGUUGGCUAGCUCUCGUUGUUCAACACUGUUGGGAAGCCAAAAAUUUAUUUAGCCGCGAAAAUUGCACUACACACCAGCAAAAACCUAAAAGUUUGGGUAGAAAACCUUCAUUUUGGUUGAUUUAAUAAUUCAUAAGAUUUACUGGACCCUACGUUACUAUAAUAAACAAUCAGUUUCAAAGAAAUCUAUUAUUAUCUACGGAAAGAAACUGAUUGGCGGCUUUGAACGUUCAAGAAAAUGGCACAAAUUGAAGAGUACCAGAAUUUGGUAAUCGAUGCACUCGAAGUCGUUGAAUUCAAGCUGAUUCGAGACAAGGCGGACAUCAACAACGAUGCCCUAACUUUCCACCCUAACAUGGCCCACCAGAUUUUUGGCGAGUCGGAGACCAUCUUCGGUUACCAGGAUUUGCACGUGCGUGUGAUGUACACGGCAGGACCUUUGCACAUUUACCUUGGCAUUGAGUACGGCAAGCGAGUGAAUGAGAUCUCGGGGGGAGAGAUCAAGGCCGACGAUGUGGUCAGCACCAUUGCCCAGAGUCUGCCGGACGGCUGCUACUUCAUCAAUCUCGAUGAGUUUUUGAAGACUCUCGAUAAGGCAGAUAAGUUUCAGCCAUUUGGCGAGAAGAUUAGCGAAUAUACCCGGGUAUCGGACGACGGCAGCGAACGGGUCUUCGAGGUGUACCAGUGUGACUACAAAAGCUCGUCAUUCCUUAAGUUUUUUGCCCGCCUACAGACCUUCAUUUUGUGGUUCGUGGACGCCGCUUCUUACAUUGACACCGAUGACCCACAGUGGUGCUACUUUUUGUGCUAUGAAAAGUAUAAGAACAAUGAUGGUCAGUGGCAGUACGCCACUGCUGGCUACACCACUGUAUAUGAGUACUAUGCAUACCCUCAAAACAAGAGGCCCAGGAUAAGCCAGAUGUUGAUAUUGCCGCCAUUCCAGAAACUCGGUUUGGCCACACAAAUGGUGGAGACCAUUUACAAGUUUUAUCAAUCUCAAAAGAGUGUAGUGGACAUCACCGUGGAGGAUCCUUCUGAGGAAUUCCAGCGGUUGCGCAACUUUGUGGACGCCCGAUCUUGCAAGGAACUGAAAUCGUUUUCUCGUAACGAGAUUGUCAAAGGCUUUAGCAAGGAAAUGGUGCGCGAAGCUCGUGAAGCACUGAAGCUCAAUCCUCGUCAGGUGCGAAAAGUAUAUGAGCUGCUGCGUCUCUUUUAUACCAAUGUGAAUAAUGAAAAAGAAUACCGGUCUUAUCGCCUCGAAGUUAAGAAACGACUGAACGCUGUCUAUUAUAAGCAACUAAAGGACAUAAAGAAAAUGGAACGCUUCAAGAUGGACACGGAGAUGCUUCGUGCCCGCCUGCCAACUAUUAAGCAACGCAUGGAGCAGCUGCAGGAGGAGUACAGCGUCGUCGAGCAGGACUAUCAGAGCACCAUUGCCAAAUUGAAAGCCUAGUAGGAUCUGUGGAUCCAAGGGGUGUUGAGUAAUUUAUUUCGUUUUUCAUUUUUCAAAUAUGUUGAAUACAAAAUACAUUAUGUUGCUAUAAGCCUAUAGUAGGAUUCUUUUGAAUAAAUAUUAAAAAUUA